Mercenaria mercenaria is the source of this 345-nucleotide messenger RNA. RefSeq names its product sperm protamine P1-like. NCBI's taxonomy places the organism in Eukaryota, Metazoa, Mollusca, Bivalvia, Venerida, Veneridae. The record is from RefSeq and is a predicted model, not a curated record. The coding region runs from base 1 to 345 and encodes 114 amino acids. The transcript has a single exon.
AUGAAGAGUAGAAGAAAAAGGAGAAGAAGAAAAAUGAGAAGUAGAAGAAAAAGGAGAAGAGGAAGAAUGAGUAGAAGAAAAAGGAGUAGAAGAAUGAGAAGUAAAAGAAAAAGGAGAAGAAGGAAAAUGAGAAGUAGAAGAAAAACGAGAAGAAGAAGAAGAAGAAGAAGAAGAAUGAGAAGAAGGAGAAAAUGGAGAAAAGGAAGAAUCAGAAGAAGAAGAAAAAGGAGAAGAAGUAGAAUGAUAAGAAGAAUCAAAAAGGAGAAGAAGAAUGAGAAUGAGAAGAAAAUGGAGAAGCGGAAGAAUGAGAAGAAGAAAAAAAAGGAGAAAGGGAAAAAUGAGUAG